Molecule: messenger RNA, 530 nt
Organism: Nothobranchius furzeri (turquoise killifish)
Lineage: Eukaryota; Metazoa; Chordata; Actinopteri; Cyprinodontiformes; Nothobranchiidae
Gene: uqcc2
Product: ubiquinol-cytochrome c reductase complex assembly factor 2
Biological process (GO): mitochondrial respiratory chain complex III assembly
Cellular component (GO): mitochondrial matrix
Source: RefSeq, a predicted model, not a curated record
CAGUUUAGAUGUGACACAAGUUACGGUGUCCGAAAAGGCUCAAGCCGUGAACGUACUCGUUCGCGUAAAUAUUACAUGACCAAAGAUGUCUGCGACACGAUAUCGUCGGUUUUUAAAGCUAUGCGAGGAAUGGCCCCGAGACGAGACCAAAAAGGGCCGCGAUUUGGGAACAUUUCUGCGGCAGAGGGUCGCUUCUGCGUUCCGCGAGGGCGAAAACACGCAGAUUGCAGAUCCAGAGAAAUGUGACCAAAUGUAUGAAAGUUUGGCUCGUAUAAAUGGAAACGUGUACAGACAAAGAUUUCCUCGUGUGAGAGACACAAGUUUUACCGGUGUUACAGCAGAGGAGUGCAGAGUCCUUCUGUCAGGGAGUAUUCAACAGAGCAUGGAUGAGGAAAAGAAGGGUUUGUGGAAAUCUUUAAUGAAGAAAUUCUCCUCCAAAUCACCGGAAGACGUUCCAGAAAAAGCUCCUGAAAAAUAGCCCUUUUUUGCUUUUCAUUUUGCUUGUAUAGAAAUAAAGCUCAUUAUUGUCA